Messenger RNA from Moneuplotes crassus, 795 nucleotides. The record is from the annotation of a GenBank genome assembly. NCBI's taxonomy places the organism in Eukaryota, Ciliophora, Spirotrichea, Euplotida, Euplotidae.
UAUAAACUUAAUACAAAAAAAUGGAGCCAUACUGCCCUUGAGACUUUGACUUCUUGGACACAGAUGAGUUCAUCCAGUUCGUACUUGAACAAAAGGAACAGGAUUGGGAAGAAGAGACUAAGAAGGAAAUUUUGACUGAAGAUGGGCUAGUGAGAAAGGAUUUUGAGAAGUUUAUGAAACAGGCAAAGGGCAGAGAGAUGAUGAAGAUAGGGAGAAAUGGGAGUCUAGAGUUGAUGAGAGGAGGUAUUUUAGGAUUUCAGACUAAGUCUUUUACUGAAAAAUCAAAGGUUCAAAGAAAUCUUAGAAAACAAUCAUAUGUUGAUCUUUCAUGUGCCAGUGCUCCUUCAAAAUCUGUCAGAAAGAUCAGAAAAUAACCUCACUCAAGCAAAACUGAAAAACAGAUCUAACUUAUCCAAAAGAUCAUGGAUUGACUCAUUCCCUACCUCUUCUCCAUCUCUCCCUAAUCAAUCUUACAUCAAAAAGAAAUACAUAACCUUAUCCCAAACCUCUUUCUCACCCCUUAAAAACCCUAAACCCCCCAAAAACCCUACCAAAAUCCUCUCCAAAUACCCAUCCAUCCCAUUACCCCAACUCUACAACCCCUACCCCAAAACCAGCACCAAGCUUAUCCCCCAAUCCCAGUUGAAUAACGAUAGGAUUUUCGACCCCGCUUGGAUCUCUAAGAGUCAAAGAGGUGCUGAUAAGUCAUUAUUUACGACAGGGCAUCUGAGAGGCAAAGCUAAAAAUUAUAAGAACUCAAGCUCUAAUUUCACAUAGUUCAAUCUUGCAAUUUUG